Molecule: messenger RNA, 1038 nt
Organism: Andrographis paniculata
Lineage: Eukaryota; Viridiplantae; Streptophyta; Magnoliopsida; Lamiales; Acanthaceae
Product: probable F-box protein At3g61730
Exons: 8
Coding region: 129-1037 (302 amino acids)
Biological process (GO): reproductive system development
Cellular component (GO): nucleus
Molecular function (GO): protein binding
Source: RefSeq, a predicted model, not a curated record
CAGGCGUUUGGUCCUUCAGUCGGUCCAAGCACUUCAGGCGCUAAAUAUCGUAUUAAAACAAGCAAAAUUGCGUUUCCCAACCGGAGGAAGUACAGUGCAGUGAUUUAUAGAAAUUAAGCUUGGAAACAAUGGGGAAGCGAAUGAGAAAAGCGAGAUCAAUGUGCAGCUGUGCCUCUCCCAGAUCCUUGUACCUUACUCCUCACUCAAUUUUCAGCUGGUAUGAGGAGGAUGUAUGGACAGAGAUUGCAAAGUUUUUGGAUGGAAGAUCUUUAGUGAUGCUUGCAGUGACCUGCAAAUGGUUCAACCGCAUUAUGACAGAGGAUAGUGUGUGGAAAUAUGCAUGUUUGCGUGAUCUUCAGGUUCCUGACCCUGGAAAUGUUGCUUUCAAAUGGAUCAAACUUUACGCGACGGCUUUUGAUGGAAGUCACACAUAUAUGUUUCGUCAGCAAGAGAAGCAUAUUGAUUGGAUGCGCAUUGGAGCAUUCUUGUUCGACUCCCACACUGCUCUCCUUACCGAGAAUUUAAUGGGACUCCCGAGAACUCCCAAUGAAAAGACAACGGAGAAAAUGUUGCAGCAAGAAGGCUGUUGUCUGUUAAACAAUAUGAAAACUGGAAUUUGGAUAGCUGACUUGCAGCUGGUUCGAUGUCCAGUUUGUGACCUUGAUUCGUGUGAUGGAACGAUGCAAACCUUAGAUGCAAGACACAUUGAGCUCUUCCUAAACGAAGGAUACCUAAACGGGAGCUGGGACUAUCAUACACUAGGAUCCCACGACGUCAACAAGCAGACAGAUGGGGCUUCUGGCGGAAUUUUCGACUUUGAACAUCUCCAUGAUCCAUCCACUUCAGAUAUCUUCGAUCUCAAGUCAUGGGUGGGAAAACGAAAUGACUGGCAACCAAAAGCGAUGAUAACUCUCCAUGCAGUUGCAGUGAACACCAAUUUGCAAGAGAAUGAAGGUCUUCAGAUUAAAUACCAUGCUAUGAGGGCUGGAAAAGACGGCGAAGUCGUAUCGAUUCGCAUAUCCCAACAGCUUCUUUAGU